AUGAGGACAACGCUGUUCAUCGCGUUGCUCGCAGCUACCGCGAAUGCGGGCCUCUUCGAGCGCGACUCGGCCUCGGACGCAUCCUCUCACGGCGCCGCCGCAACCCACCACAUCAAAGCAGGCAUCGAGGACCUGAAGGACGAGGCACUCGAGAAGUGGUCCGAGUCCGACCUCCGCUUCUGGCUCGUCGAGCAGGGCAUCCUCUCCCCGCAGAGCACGCGCGAGGAGCUCCUCGCCCUGGCCAAGAACAAGGCCUCGCGUCUGUCCAGCGCCAUGUUUGGCGGCCCGACCGACACGCUCAAGGCUGACGUGCGCCACGCUGCGUCUGAGGCCGAGGCGUCCGCGUCCAGCUUUGAAAAGUGGGCCAAGCCCUCUGCCGAAUCGCUCGCCAGCGAGGCGUCCAAGUCGGCCUCGAGCUUUGAGAAGUGGGCCAAGCCGACCGCUGAGUCGCUCGCUCGUGAGGCGAAGAAGGAGGCCAAGACGCUCGCGGCCGAGGCCGAGGCGAGCGCGAAGAGCUUUGAGAAGUGGGCCAAGCCCUCUGCCGAGUCGCUCGCUAGCGAGGCGUCGGCCUCGCUCUCGUCGUUUGACAAGUGGGCCCGCCCCUCUGCCGAGUCGGUCGCGUCCAACGUUGCUGCUUCUGUUCACUCUGCCGGCUCCCAGGCCGCCUACUGGGCUCAGCGCAAGUACGACGACGCCAAGGACUACGUGUUCAGCUCGUGGGACGACGACGACCUCAAGUCGUGGCUUUCCGCGCACAAGAUCAACCCGAACCCACCCCCCAAGGACCGCCACGGACUGCUCGCCGCCGUCAAGGAGGCUUACACCAAGGCCGUUGGCCCGAUCUACAACGCCUGGUCGGACAGCAACCUGCACGACUGGCUUGUGUCGCACGGCAUCAUCCCGCCGCCGGAGACGAAGCGCGACCAGCUGCUCAAGUCGAUGAAGACGUACUACUACGACGCCAAGGACAAGGUCUACUCUGACUGGACGGACUCUGACCUGCGCAAGUGGCUGAUCAACGAGGGCGUUCUGUCUCCCGAGUCGCCCGAGCUCAAGCGCGACAAGUACCUGAAGCUUAUGGACGAGCACUACAACGAUGCGAAAAGCACGAUCUGGGGCGCCUGGAGCGACAACUCGAUGCGCCAGUGGCUCGUCGACAACGGCUUCAUCCAGGACAACUGGAAGCCGAAGAACCGCCAGGAGCUCCAGACGAAGAUGCAGGACCACUACCACUACAAGAAGCACGAGUACCUGUCCUGGCCAGACGCCCGUCUCCGCGCCACGCUCCGCUCGCACGGCGUCGACGACAGCAAGCUGCUCGGCCGCCCCGAGCUGCUCCAGGAGAUGCGCACCCGCCACAUCGAGCACAAGAACGCCUUCCAGAAGCUCUGGGGCAAUAUCGAGGCCGCGCUCCAUCACGCCUACUCCAUCGCCGACACGGCCACGGGAGGCAUGCUUAGCGUGCUCUUCAGCUCCAAGCUCUCCCCCGAGCAGAAGUUUGAGCACGGCAUGUCGUCUGUUUCGUCCGUCCUGAACAAGGCUGUCCAGUCUGGUUCUUCCGCCGCGUACUCCAUGUCUCGCUCGGCUGACAGUGCCUGGUCCCAGGCGUCUGUUUCUGCUUCUCGCUCCGCCGAGUCCGUCGCCGCGCACGCCGAGGCCAGCGCCCACUCCGUCUCCAAGUCGCUCGAGCACGAGUGGCACAAGGCCUCCGCCCGCGCCGAGGCGCACAAGGACGAGGCGUCGCUUACCUCUGCCGCUAGCGCUGCGUCCAAGUCUUGGUCCUCGCACUGGUCCUCGGCCUCGCACGCCGCCUCCGUCUCGUCCCUGAGUGCCAAGCAGGCCGCACACUCCGUCGCCUCCGAGGCGAGCUACAAGGCUCACUCGGCGUACACCAUUGCGUCGCGCAGCGCCUCGUCCGCCGCCAGCGUCGCCUCGCACACCGCCUCGCUCCACCGCAAGUCCCUCAGCUCCAUCUACUCUGUCGCCUCGAAGAGUGCCUCGUCCCUCGCCUCGGCUGCUUCCAAGUCUGCCUCGUCGCUGUCUAGGUCGCACGAGCACGCCAAGGUCACUGACAAGGUCAAGAAUGCGGCUGAGAAGCUUAAGAAUGAGCUCUAA
This is a messenger RNA of Trichosporon asahii var. asahii CBS 2479, 2115 nucleotides long. RefSeq names its product meiotic recombination-related protein. NCBI's taxonomy places the organism in Eukaryota, Fungi, Basidiomycota, Tremellomycetes, Trichosporonales, Trichosporonaceae. The record is from RefSeq and is a predicted model, not a curated record. Bases 1 to 2115 code for a protein of 704 amino acids. The transcript has a single exon.